AUGGCGCGUGUACCUCUGUUUGUGCUUCUUUCUAUGGGGGGUUUAUCUCUCUUCUCCCCCAGCAGCAGCAGCAGCGGCCCAGCAGCAGCAGCAGCAGCACCAGCAGCAGCAGCAGCAGCAGCAGCAGCAGCAGCAAAACCAGCACCAGCAUACAGUGACCUCGAGGACCCACCAACAGCAACAGAUGACCCCCCCCUAACCCCAGACAACAGCAACAACGGCAGCAACAGCAACGGCAGCAACAGCAGCAACAACGGCAGCAACAGCAGCAACGACAGCAGCAAGCUGCCUGUUCUCGACCUAACCCCCGAGGGUAUAGAGAGGUUCGUCAAAACCCUAAUUGAGGGUUUAGGGUUUACUAAAUUUCCUAUAAUAGAAGACACCAUAACCCACCUGCUGGCGCUGCUGCGGCAGCUGCUGCAGGCGUUUGAGGGUUUGCUGCUGCCGCCAGAAGCAGCAGCAGAAGCAAACUCUGUUGCUGCUGCUAUGCAGAAGGUGCUGCAGCAGCAGCAGCUGCUGCAGCAGAAACUCAAAUCACUGCAGCAGCUAGCUAAAGAAGACAACCUUGCUGCUGCUGAGCUGCUGUCGCUGCAGCAGAUAGCUAAGCGCUUAUGGGAAGAAUACCAGCAGCUAGAGGAGGAGGCUUUGCUGCUGCUGCAGCAGCUAAAUAAUAUCUUCAAUACUGCUGCUUCUCGUCCUGCUGCUGCUGCUGCUGCUGCUGCUGCUAUCCCCACGCCCAAAGAAAUACGCAUGCAGCAGCAGCAAAUACUCGAUCGUCUGCUCAAGCUGCUGCCAGACAUUCUCAACUAA
Messenger RNA from Eimeria mitis, 810 nucleotides. RefSeq lists its product as uncharacterized. The record is from RefSeq and is a predicted model, not a curated record. The coding region runs from base 1 to 810 and encodes 269 amino acids. Lineage: Eukaryota; Apicomplexa; Conoidasida; Eucoccidiorida; Eimeriidae. The transcript has a single exon.